UCAGCUCCCUCUCUCUCUAUCUCUCUCUCUCUCUCUCUGCCUACCAGCCUGUCUCCAGUCAGAAUUAGAGGAGGCUUUUUCUAAAUGCAUGCCGCUCUGAGGGGAUGCACAGGCACAUGAAUAUUGUGAUCUUAUCUGCUGAAAAUGAGGCGAAAAGCGUAUAAACGGGUCAUCACAGAUAGCCAACUCCUAUCUGCCUCCCCAGGCAAGACUUAGAGCUUUCACUGUUGGUUUGUGGUUAGAGUUCAAACUUGGCUUCAACAUCCAGCCGACCAGAAGCAGCAAGCAGAGGCAACAACUAUACACACAUGAGAGCCGAGGCAGAGAGAAAAAUAUGAAAAAGAUAUAUAUUGGCAAAACUGCCCUCAAAACACAGAGAAAUGGUUGCAAACAUCAGAAAAGAAGCUCUAUCCACGACCACAAGGAUGACCUCCGCAAGCGCCUGUCGUACACCACCCACAAACUAGAGAUGGUGGAGACGGAGUUUGAUUCCACUCGGCAGUACCUCGAGACAGAGCUGCGCCGGGCCCAGGAGGAACUGGAGAAAUUUACAGAGAAACUACGCAGGAUCCAGAGUAGCUAUGCAGCUCUUCAGAGGAUCAACCAGGAUUUGGAGGACAAGAUGCACAGAACGACCCAGCACCAUGAAGAGGAAAAGAGAGCUCUCAGCCGGGAAAUCAUCCUCCUCAACAACCACCUCAUGGAGGCAAAGAUCACCAUCAAUAAACUCAGAGAGGACAACGACCUGUACAGGAAAGACUGCAACCUGGCCGCCCAGCUGCUGCACUGCUCCAAGUCUCACUACAGAGCACACAAGAUGUCUGAGCUGCCGCUGGAUUUCCAGGAACGCAUCAGUUCCCACAUGGAGAAAUACAAUCGGGGUAGCGGAGCCACCAUAGCGAUGUGCCACUCCAAUUACUCCGACGCUGUGCCCACAGCCUUAAUCGCCAAGGUCUUGGCAAAGCCCGAACCAGGAAGCAGUUGCCCCGUAACGCGCUCACCGAGCCCACAGCCACCGGAAGGAGACUUUCUUACAGUAACGGGAAGCACUGAUCACCUGAACCGCCGCAUUUCGUAUAAAUCAUCUGACCUGUACUGCAGCGAUACGGCCCUCUACUGCCCUGAACGAUGGCAAGCUACAGAGCGCAGGCAGAGCGUCGACCUCCACGGUACCGCUCUGCUCCAGCUUCACGCCCAGAACUCCACUGACAGCAACCCAGAUGAAGAGGCCUACCACUCUGGAAGCUUCUCCCACCACGAGCCUCCAUCCUCCUUCAACCAACACGAUGACUUCACCGGUAGCCUCCCUGCCUCCAGUUCCUACUCCAGCUUCAGCCUGGCGUCGGACGAGAAGGGAGGAGUGAGUGGUGGUUGUGGGCGCACUGCCAGCAGCACCUUAUCCUCUUCCCACCAGGGUCUCUAUAUGGACUGGCGAGAUGGUGGCAGUGGGGACUAUGAGCGCAAAAGCAUGUCCUCCUAUGAUAAAGACAGCUUCCCCAAGUCCCUCAGCAUCCAGCACAUGGUGACCCCCAGGAGCCCACAGAAGGACACAUCACCAGCGUACACAAGGACGGCUUCAUGCUUCAGCGAACCGUACCAUUCCAGCACCCCUCGCCUGGCCUCCUCUCACAGCAUGGGGUCCACAACCGGACUGGUCCAGGCUCGGGGAGGAGCCCCGGACAGCCGGGGUGACAUCCAGGUCCCUGAGGACGACCUGAGCAGCCGCUGGAGACAACUCAGCGUGGAAGACAUCAACACGUUCUCAUCUUCCUACCGUAACGUCACAGGGCGGGUCUCUCCGUACAGUUUCUCAGAGCGCCACUUUGCCAUGGGCCCCUCCAAUAAGGUCAAGGGGUCAAUCUACAGCAGCUUCCAAGAAGGAGAUGACGUCUUCCACAGCCGCGUGCUGGACCAGUGUUUCGCUGUGAGUCCCCCGUCGCCCAGCCGCAGUCAGAAACCGAAGGAGCAUCGCAAGCAGGAGAAAACCUCCGUGCUGUAUCGAGCCAAGGAGGACAGUCAGGACUCGGAGUGCAGUUUGUUCCUCUCAGGGAGCUCUAAAGAGAAGGAGAGCGGUGGGGGAGCGACGGCGGCAAGCAGCGCCAAGAAGGACUACGUGAAUCUGAGUGCAGACAGCUCGGCUGAGUCCUUACACCAAAGCUCCCUCGAAGCCUCGAGUCUUCAACACUACCCCAGCCCCAGGCCGAGCGUCCGGCCUCGCCCGAGCUCCAGCUCCGCUCUCAGCGUCGGCCCCGCACUCCCAAAGAAGACCUCUCCAAGAUACCAAAAAUUUGGCAGCACGGGACUGACGAGGAAGGACAGUUUGACGAAGGCACAGCUAUACGGUACACUGCUGAACUGAGCUGAGAGCUUUUCAUUUUAUGCAUGACGAUGAUGAUGAUGAUUCCUAACUUACUGUACGUCUCAAAAGUCCCCUGCAGCAAACACAUACUUGGUGUGACGGGGUAUUAAUAUGUUGUUGUUUUAUGUAUCUCUUAGCCAAGGCACGUUUCAUGCAGUCUGCAACACUUUUUCUAUUGUAUGUCAUGAUACGGUGUAGCUACCUGAGACCAGCUAUUCAGUAUGUGUUUGUUUAAAUAACAAUGAUUAUAGAGCCACCGGGAAGAACUACAGCACAGACACGGCGACAUGAACAUACUGUGCCCUUUUUUCUUGGUGUUAAGUACUGUUUGUAAAACCAGCAAAAGAUCAUUAAUUCCUGCUCUAAUAUAUACUGUAUAGAUGAUGGACUAAAGUGUGUGCAAUGGGGUGACUUAAUUACACGUUUGGGAUUAUGUAUAGUGGACCCUGCUGACUGCGAGCUGUUAUAAAGAUUUAUUCAUUCUCUAUUUUGUCUUAAACAAAAUGCAUGCUGUAUAAUGCAUAGAAAUAAUUUCAAGCUAAAUGGUUUCUCAUAGGGACAUUACCUAUAAUCGCCACUAACUAAAAAGGAUAUUUUAUUACCACUUCCAAAUUGGCUAAACAAGAGAUAUUUAAAAAAAUAUAUUUUGUAAAAUCCAUGUAAUAUUUAUAGCAAGACAUUCAAUUUCGAUUAUGAGAGUUCCGUCCUGAUGCUAGAUUUCUCCCUUGUUUAUUGGAAACUUAAACUGCCUGAUAUUGUUUGUUGGAAAAAUAGCUCUAAGGGGCUGAUCACACCGAGUUGUGUCGCUAGAAACGCGUCACCUGCCGUGCGUUCCUCUCUGGCGCCGCACGUCACGUUUUUCUACCGCUUUUUAGACGCAUAUAAAAUAUUCUCUUCAACUUUUCAACUCCAGGAUCGGAGUCGCACCGCUUGUCAAUGUCACACUUGGCCCAGGCAGCCAAUCAAAUCAAGCAAGAGACGGGCUUUACUACUUUACCACUUCCUUUCUCCUGUUUUGAAAGAGGCUGGGACACGGUGUUGAGCUAUGGUGUAUGACACAUGUGCAGUGUAACUGGAGCUGCGGUCGUGCGUUGCUAUUGGCUCAAUUCUGGCGAUUGCAGAUCGCUGUUGGAUUGUGAGAGAGUAAUUCCUAUUUAAUGUCGUGAUAGUUUUGUAUAGGCUACUGUCUUUGAGAGUGAGGGAUAGACCACAUUUUCCCAGUAUUCAAAUUUGAUCACCUGGUUGCAAACACACAGCCCCGCUCCACAGGCUCACCUGUGUGGUCUUGAAGGGGUCGCGUCUGUAGCGAUGCGUCUCUGUGUGAUCAGCCCCUAAAAAAGAUAUAUAUAUAUAUAUAUAUAUAUAUAUAUAUAAGAGAAUUACAAGAAGUUGCCAGGUGAACAACAAAAGAAUAGAAAUGGUUAAACAGAAUUGCGAGAGGAAUUUUUCUUAUUUUUGUAUCAAAAAGAGGCUGCAGAAGUAGUUACCCUCAUACCAGGACACUUGUGAAAUUGCCUUAAACCUGUUCAAUGGACAGAAUGGUCUCCAUUAUAACAACUGUGUACAUACUGUAUUAUCUGCUGUAUUGUUACUGUAUGUAUACACUACUGUUCUUCCUGUCAGACACAACACACACAAGGCCAGUUUCUUAGAAAAGGAUUAAGUCUGUUCUUAGACUGGGGAUAUUUUUCAGUAGAGAAAUUUGCUUUUAGUUAAAGACGAUGAGGCUUAAUCCCUGUCUGAAAAUCUGGCACACGCAGCAGCAUUUCUACCCUGAUACAAACUCUUAAACACUGUUGGCACUAGUUGCACAAAACAAAGUAAGUGCUGGAUCUUCUCGUUUUCAGAAGAUUAAUUGAAACAUUCUCCAGGCAAGCUGGCAGUUCUGUAAUGUAUGCACAAAAAAGUCUCCACCUAAGAAGGUGGUAGGAAACGACUGAUUAAAGACAAAAAUGUACAGUCAGUGUGUUGUUUUCAAACCAGCAUGCUGAAUUAGGCUGUUUUAGAGAAAACACUGUGAAAAAGCGUGUAUAUAUGCGUACAUAGAAAGUGACAAAGACAUGCUGUCCUGUUGGUGAAUUAAAAAAAAAAAAAAGGAUAAAGCCUUAUGUUAAAUAAAGAAAAGUUGUCCUGCCCCACAAUCAUGCCACCAUCUGCUACUGUUACUAGUAUAGAUGGGGAGAAAACAACACUGUUCCAACAUCUGUACGCCCCUUGGCAUGAUGGAUCUUGGAAGGAUUUCUUCCUGCCUGCGUAGCUCUAUAGAUCUGAGAGGAAUGGCGAAAGGGGAUAAGCUAAAUAAUCAGAACUCAGCUUUGCCCUCGAGCAGUAACAUAUAGAUUUUUCCGGAAGGCCAUGCCUCUACCUCUCCCAUUCCUGCAGAUCUGUGAACUGGCUUCAGGCUGUUUUUUUUUUAAAGAUUUAAAACCUGCAUCUCUUCUUUUUGACCUUGGCAUGUUAUGAAGGUGAAUCUGAGCCACAAAAAGUCUCCAAUUAUAUUCUUAUUUGGUACAAUGUAUAGGUAUCUAAAUAAAGGAUUGGAAUUAAUGUACAGAGGGAUUGAGAGGAUAUAUAUGGUAUUUUUGUUGUGGACAUAAUGUAUAAAAAGAGAUAUAGAUACUAACAUACACAAUUGUUAUUACACUAUGACUAUUUUUUAUCCAGUUUCAGUUGAUGUUAUAUUUAUUGAAUGUUUUGACCCUGAAUGACGAGGCUGAAGCGGUUCUGUCCUGUUCUACCUCCAGCCCUGUUCCAGGAACAACAGGCCAGCUGUCUAAAUGUCAACAUAUUUGUCUGUCUGAUGCAUGGUUAUAUAUUUUUGCUGUGUGUUUAUUUACUUAAUAAAGAUGGGUGUUGGGAAAUGCAUCAUUGACUUCCUGGGA
Molecule: messenger RNA, 5241 nt
Organism: Sebastes umbrosus (honeycomb rockfish)
Lineage: Eukaryota; Metazoa; Chordata; Actinopteri; Perciformes; Sebastidae
Product: brain-enriched guanylate kinase-associated protein
Exons: 7
Coding region: 335-2359 (674 amino acids)
Cellular component (GO): synapse
Source: RefSeq, a predicted model, not a curated record